UUGCUCCCUCCUCUUCUCUCCCCUCAGGUCAAGUUACGAAAAGUUGAUGCUGAUGAUGAUGCUGCUGUUGUGGCACUCGUAAGCACAGGCGGCACUGCGCACAAGAAGGAAGGGAAAGAAAUGGAGAAGUUCGUAUCGACAAACACAAUGGCAACACAGCAUUGUGGACAAGAAGGGGACGCGUUUGCCUUCAUUCCGCCAUUCCUCCCCAUUCCUUCCGUUUCGACAUCCUCAUUGUCUUUCCUCCAACCUCUCUUCCUCCUUUCUCCGGCCAGCCCCUCCUUCUCCAUUCUCACUCCUCUUUUUCCUUUGCUUGUCUUCUUCCUACUUUCGUCCUCCACUGAUAGUCUUAGCAACAUUCGACAUAUUGCAGAGCCCACUCGUAUUCUUCUGCGUCUCCUACCUCUCCGCCUUCAGGGCACUCCUAUGAAAGGCAACGAUGGCAUUGAGCAGCAUAUCAACAAUCCUAUUGCCUUACACGAUCACCCAUGCACAACUUGGUUCCUUAUUUUUUACAUUUAA
Messenger RNA from Hydatigera taeniaeformis, 522 nucleotides. The record is from the annotation of a GenBank genome assembly. NCBI's taxonomy places the organism in Eukaryota, Metazoa, Platyhelminthes, Cestoda, Cyclophyllidea, Taeniidae.